This is a messenger RNA of Penicillium brevicompactum, 1473 nucleotides long. Its product is annotated as xenobiotic compound monooxygenase, DszA family. NCBI's taxonomy places the organism in Eukaryota, Fungi, Ascomycota, Eurotiomycetes, Eurotiales, Aspergillaceae. Gene Ontology annotation, molecular function: oxidoreductase activity, acting on paired donors, with incorporation or reduction of molecular oxygen; monooxygenase activity. Bases 1 to 1473 code for a protein of 490 amino acids. The record is from RefSeq and is a predicted model, not a curated record. The transcript is spliced from 4 exons.
AUGGCCGAACCCAAUCCAGUUGGCCAGAAUGGCUCUACGAACAGCAAUGACAAGAAGCAGAUCUUGCUCAAUGCAUUUGACAUGUCGACUGUGGGGCACCUGUCCCCCGGACAAUGGAAGAACCCCAAGGACAAGUCUGCGACUAAACGAACGCUAGGAUAUUGGAUAGACCUAGCAAAGCUGUUGGAGCGUGGAGGAAUCAAUGCACUCUUCCUAGCAGAUACAACCGGAGGAUAUGAUACCUAUGAAGGGAAACUGGAUGAGUGUAUUCGUCGCGCCGCCCAGUGGCCAGUGACGGAUCCAACGAUUCCCAUCUCUGCAAUGGCUGCCGUGACCAAGAAUCUAGCGUUUGGAAUCACAGCGUCGACUUCUUUCGAACAGCCAUUUCUGUUGGCGAAGCGCUUUUCCACUUUAGACCACUUGACCAAUGGUCGGCUGGGGUGGAACAUCGUGACCUCGUACAAGAAGGCAGCUUUCAAAGCCAUUGGAGUGGAUAGCCCCAUUGAGCACGACGAACGAUAUCGCCAGGCAGACGAGUACCUGAGGGUCCUGUAUAAACUUUGGGAGGGUUCCUGGGCCCCCGAUGCGUUGUCACCCAACCCCGACGCCGACACAUACGUGGACCCAGAGAAAGUCCGCCAGAUCAACCACAAGGGAAAGUACUUUUCAUUGAACACACGUCAUAUUGUCGACCCAUCUCCGCAGCGAACACCGUUCCUAUUCCAAGCCGGGACAUCGCCAGCAGGAUCCGAAUUUGCCUCGACUCACGCAGAGGCCAUUUUCGUGUCUUCCCACUCGCCUGAGGUGUUGCGGCCGAAGAUUGCAAACAUCCGCAAGCUCGCCGCAGAGAAAGGUCGUGAUCCCCAGUCCAUCAAGUUCUUUGGCACAUUCACACCCAUUGUGGGCGAAACCGACGAAGAGGCGUGGGCUAAGUAUGAGGAGCUGAAGAAAUAUGCCUCUGUCGUUGGAGGUCUGGUUCUUUUCAGCGGAUGGACGGGCAUCGACAUUUCCAAGAUUCCCUUGGAUCAGGAUCUCACGGCCGCGGACUCAUUGGAGGCAAAUAAAGUGACCAGUUUGCUGGACUCAUUGUUGCAGACCAGCAAGGAUAUCCCGCGUUGGACACCUCGCGUCGUGGCUGAAAAGGCCGCGAUCGGAGGCCUUGGUCCUGUGGGGAUUGGAAGCCCUGCUACGGUCGCUGAUGAGAUGGAGCGUUGGAUUCGAGAGGCAGACCUUGAUGGCUUCAAUCUCGGCUAUGUCACCACUCCCGGUACUUUUGAAGAGGUCGUAGACUUGCUGAUUCCCGAGCUGAGACGGCGUGGCCUGUACCCAGAGCUUCCUGAUCCAUCAGAGCCAGCUCUUACCGCGCGUGAGAAGGUGUUUGGCGAGGGCCAGAAGGAGCUCCGAGCUGACCAUGUUGGUUCUCAAUAUAAAUAUGAUGUGUACCAGGAGGAGGAGCCAUACAAUGGCAGUUGA